Pyrgilauda ruficollis (rufous-necked snowfinch) is the source of this 3344-nucleotide messenger RNA. RefSeq names its product BCLAF1 and THRAP3 family member 3 (gene BCLAF3). The transcript has 11 exons. NCBI's taxonomy places the organism in Eukaryota, Metazoa, Chordata, Aves, Passeriformes, Passeridae. Gene Ontology annotation, molecular function: DNA binding; transcription coregulator activity. Gene Ontology annotation, cellular component: mediator complex. Gene Ontology annotation, biological process: positive regulation of transcription by RNA polymerase II. Bases 33 to 2192 code for a protein of 719 amino acids. The record is from RefSeq and is a predicted model, not a curated record.
GCUUCAAGAAACUGAUAAACACAUGAGAGAAGAUGACAAGAUCUAGAUCAAGAUCACCACGAUGGAAACCAAGGUCCUUAUCUCCAGCUUUUAGGACUCCAGAGCACCAUAGGCAAAGGCAUGCUCAUAUUAAUUAUGACUGUGAAUAUAAAAGCUUUCGUAAGGACCCAAAAAAGUCUAUGCCUUGGAGAACAGAAGAUGAAAAGUAUGGCCAAGGCAAUUCCAGGUUUGCACCUCAUGGAAAUAACCACCAGAGAAUAUAUGAACGUAGGUCACCUUCACCAAACUUGAAAAGAAUUCCCAUGGAAGAUGCUUACAGUCAUAAGCCCUACAGAACACAUUCAUCUGAAAGGACUGAAAGCAAUAGGAGAGGCCAGUUACCACCAAAAUACUCGGAAAUACCUUAUAAAGAGCAUGAUCGUCCGUUUUACCAGCACAAAAUGGAGGACAGAUACAUGUUUGAUCACUACAAAGUCACUGGAAAUGAAAAAGGAAUGAAACCUUUUCAUAGACCAUUAGGGGCUUCAUGCAAACUUGAAAGAAAAUGGCAUGAAGAUGACUUGAGGCACCAGAGGUUACAUGAAGAGAAGUAUGGUCAGUCACCCAGAAGAGUUUCUGAUGAAUUUACGGCAAGGAGCUCUUUACAGAAGAGGUAUCCUGAAGAUCACGAUUACAGAGAAUAUGGGCACGCGUCUAAAAGGGCUAAGGAAAUGGAGAGGUAUGACGGUGGAGAUGUAGCGAGAAAUUCCAAGUGGAAGCAAGAACGUUCUUUUCCACCCUGCCAAGAAAAGGAGGAGCAAAGAUACCCGGGUGCACAGUCCCGGCGGUCGGCUGAGAGGGAGCACUUGGGGGGGUCUGUCACAAAGAUAGCCUAUGAGUACAGCCACAAACGGCGCCGGCACCCGGACGGGGAAAAGCCUUUUGCGGGCGACAGAGCUCAGAAGUACGUGAAGCAGGAAGAGCAGAAGUACGGCUCUUCCAAGGGUGCCCGGAACAGCAAGGAGCUGGAUUACUUCAGUGGGGGCAGAGCGAGGCGGACUGAAGAACGGCACGUUGAAGAACCUGUUAAAUGCAGUUCAAAGAAGGGCUGCAAUGCUUGUGUUAACUCUUCCAAAACGGAUGUUGAGCUGAGGUCUUUUAAAAACAAACUGAAUGAAAGAGUGAGGAAAGACAGGGAAUUGAGGAAAACCGUAGAUUCCUCCAAUAGCCAGCGUGAUGCAAGUCAUACUGUUUCAGAUGUGAAAGUGUCAGAGGCCAACUGUAUGAGAGAACAUCUCACAGUCAAAGUGGAUAUGAAGAAAAUGGUGACCAAGUACAGAACUGCUUCUAGUCACACUACAGAGAGACAGAUGUCCCAUGAUCUGGUUGCUGUUGGCAGAAAAAAAGAAAAUUUUCAUCCAGUGUUUGAGCACAUGGAAUCUGUAACACAAAAUGUUGAAAACGACCCAUCAAAAGAAUUUACUCAGGAAAUCAUCACAAUUAUUCAUCAAGUUAAAGCAAAUUAUUUUCCAUCUUCUGACAUAACUCUACAUGAACGGUUCUCGAAAAUUCAGGAUAAAUCAAGUGCAAAUACAAAUGAAGUGAAAAUGCAUCUGGAUCCAGAAAUUCACAGGAGGAUUGACAUGUCUCUAGCAGAACUUCAGAACAAACGAACCAUGCCAUCUGAAUCUCCCCAGAACAUUGUAAGAGUGUUAGAAGAUCCAAAUGAUCUACGGUAUGAUAUAGAAAGGAGAAGAAAAGAGAGAUUGAAGAAUGAAGAUGAGAGAGUGUUUCAUGUAGAUGGUGUAACUCCAAGGAACCAGCAAAGCUGCAGUCUUUCAAAGUUACAAACAUCUCAAGUUGAUGGUUUCCAUAAGCCUAUGAGGUUCAUUAAGCCACCUUUGAGGAAAUUUAUUGGGAGACCUCAUCUGAAUUCUUACUAUGCUUCAAAAUCAAGUGACACUUACCCCCACAGACGUAUUAGAGGACACCUUGAAAAUGCAGGACCCAUCAGAAGGCACUUUAAGAGCAACUUUGCAGAUGGCCGUUUGCAAUCCCAUUAUAAAUCAGGCUUAGUGCAGAAGGGUUUAUAUAUUCAGGCUAAGUACCAGCGGUUACGUUCUGUUGGUGUGAGGGGAUUUGCCACUAACAAAUUCAGAGAUGGAUUUUUGAGGAAAGAAAAGGGAAAUCUAAAUAUUGCAACAGAAACAUGAACUGAGCUGAGAUUCUGAAGUUGAAACAGAUAACACAGCAAAGGGAACAUCUGUUCAGUUUUUGGCAACUUUCUCAAGACUUAAAAAAGGAUAAAGGAACUAACGCUGUAACUUUCUUGAUUAAAAAAUAACUUUAUUUUGAAUGCUGCAGAACUUUUUUACAGUUUUAAUAAUUGCUUUUAAAGUACAGUAUUCAAUUGAAACAUCAUAUUAUGUACCUUUAGUUCUGUGUGCAUACCAGUCUCAAGUAAGGAAGUCAUUGAAGGGAAUCUUAUUUAUUGAAUACUUUUUCUCUAGGCAUGAUGUUACAGAUGGAACUUGAGUUGUUAUACCCAGAAGUUUAUAUGUUGAAAGUUUAUUGCUAAUAUAAUAAUAAAAAAAGAAAAAAAAAAGUGCCUGAAUUGUUUGGUAAUAGCACAUUAGCUCAGGAUUUUCCAAUUAAUGACCUUUUAGGUUGUGCAAUAGAUUUUACACCUCUGUUCAGUCAUUUCCAUAAAACAGUAUUUUGUAUUACUUUGAAUUAAUAAUACACUUGGAUUUCUGAUGUGUAUAUACAUUUGUAAAUUGUUAGAAUGUUGGUACAACUUUCAGCAUUUGAUUAAAAUGAAUGGUAACAGGCAGUUAUAUAAAGUACUGUAGCAGUAGCUUUUAACUGCACUGAAAGCAUGCUUUGGUUUGUUAGAAGAUUAGCUGGUCUGUAUUCAAAAUUAUUCUGUCUCAUUAUAUUUUGGUCUACGAGAUUCUUGACCAAGCCACAUGUUCUCUAAUCUUUUUCAUCAUAAAUGAUUUGGUGAUUUUGUGAAUUCUCAAAUUGAGGCCUGAAGUAUUAAAUUACAAGAAAAACAAAAUAUGUAAGUUUCUGAAAGUGUGUCUUCUAACAAAGAAAUUGUUUAUAAUUGAGACUGCUUUAAAGGGAGAUAGCUGGUGAUUUUGUUCAGAAUGAUUCUCUGAAGUUUACCAUACUGCAGUAUUGUUAGGCUGUGUGCAAAACUCAAAUAGCCAGACCUGUUUCAUAAGCAGCUAUAAACAGUAUUGUGUUUGUUUCCUGUUUAUAGCCUUUGCCUUAAUUCAUUAUCUAUGGUAGGGUUGUGUGUAUGUAUUGCAGAUUUGUUCAGAUUUCUUACUGACAGUAAAUUAAAGAUGCAUAGCACA